Molecule: messenger RNA, 770 nt
Organism: Trichogramma pretiosum
Lineage: Eukaryota; Metazoa; Arthropoda; Insecta; Hymenoptera; Trichogrammatidae
Product: 40S ribosomal protein S8-like
Exons: 5
Coding region: 103-729 (208 amino acids)
Biological process (GO): translation; maturation of SSU-rRNA from tricistronic rRNA transcript (SSU-rRNA, 5.8S rRNA, LSU-rRNA)
Cellular component (GO): ribosome; cytosolic small ribosomal subunit
Molecular function (GO): structural constituent of ribosome
Source: RefSeq, a predicted model, not a curated record
CGAAAAGGCGAAGGCAGCCUGCAGCAGCGCGCUCUUGUGGACUACUUUUACCGUCGUUCUUAACCCUGCACUGAAUCCACUCUUUCCUAUUCGGUGAUCACGAUGGGAAUUUCCCAAGAUCAUUUUCACAAAAGGCGAGCGACAGGAGGCAAAAGGCCUCUUGUACGCAAGAAGAGGAAGUUCGAAUUGGGACGUCCAGCUGCCAAUACAAAAUUGGGGCCACAAAGAAUUCACACUGUCCGCACCCGCGGUGGAAACAAAAAAUACAGGGCUCUGCGCCUUGACACUGGUAACUUCGCCUGGGGUUCAGAAGGUCGUGCUCGCAAGACCCGUAUCAUCGAUGUGGUCUAUAAUGCAUCUAACAAUGAACUUGUUAGAACAAAAACUCUUGUCAAGAAUUGUAUUGUAUCCAUAGAUGCAACUCCAUUCAGACAAUGGUAUGAGGCUCAUUAUGCCCUACCUUUAGGACGUAAACGUGGAGCAAAAUUGACUGAAGCUGAGGAAGAAAUCCUCAACAAAAAAAGGUCCAAGAAAUGCUUGGCCAAAUACAAGGCUAGACAACGAGUUGCUAAGGUUGAACCAGCACUUGAAGAUCAGUUUGCUACUGGUAGAGUUCUAGCUUGCAUCGCGAGCAGACCUGGACAGUGUGGCCGUUCAGAUGGCUAUAUUCUGGAAGGCAAAGAACUUGAAUUUUACUUAAGAAAGAUUAAGAAUAAGAAAGCAAAGUAAAACAUCUAAAAAAAUUACAAUAAAAUAACUUAAAAGGUUCA